AUGAGGAGAAUUUUCCAGGAGAAAGCUCACACUGCAGGAGUAGAAAACACAGCCUGCACAUCUGAUUCAACCAUGUUUUUGUUGAAGCUACUUGUAACUUUUAUGAGUGUAUUUCACUCCAGCUCUGAAAAUACUGAUUUCAGAGCUGAAAUGAAGCAUACGUACCUUCAUGGGGAUGUUAUUAUUGGAGGUCUUUUUCCUAUUCACCAACAAACCAACAGAACAACAGAUCCUGGUCCAAUAUCCUGUAAAAUGUUUGAUAUCCAAACAUUCCUACGUGCCCAAGUGAUGAUCUACUCUAUCCAAGAAAUAAACCAACAAACGCCAAGACUGCUGCCCAACCUCACCCUUGGAUAUGACAUUUAUGAUACUUGUGGAGAUGUCAGCCUCGCCAUCAGAGCAACUCUGCAGCUGCUGAAGGACCAGUCAGACCCACAGAGGUGUCUCAUACCUGCAUCCAUCAAUUCCUCCUUACCUGAACCUGAGACGAAGGUGGUUAUUGGAGAGGAAUUGUCUGAGGUAUCCUUAGCAGUUGCAAGAGUACUUGCUCUACCAUCAGUCACACAGAUUAGCUAUGCAUCAACCAGUGAGCAGCUCAGUUUAAAAUAUAAGUUCCCCACCUUCCUACGGACUGUUUCCAGUGACAAACAUCAGACGCAAGCCAUUUACGAGCUGGUGAAGUAUUCUUCAUGGCAAUCAGUGGCCAUUGUGGGAAGCACUGAUGAAUAUGGGAAGUAUGGAACUGAUAGUCUCCUGAAGCUCUUCACUGGCAAUAAUAUUUGUGUUGACUUUGUGGACAUUCUCCCUGAUACCUUUGUCAAAAACUGUUCAACAGCAAGAGAUCUGCUGAAAAAAAUAGAAAUUUCUACCGCUGAGGCCAUCAUCAUGUUCACCAUAGACACCAAUGUUCGUAUCAUCCUUGAAGCAGUUGUUGAAAAAAAUCUCAACAGAACCUGGAUAGCAAGUGACACCUGGUCCACUUCUUCUAAAAUCUCUGAGAUGACAGGAAUCGAAAGCAUUGGUCCAGUUUUUGGUUUCAAUUUUAGACAAAAGGAGGUGCCGGGCUUUCAAGAUUACGUCACCUCAAUGUUUAAUGGAACUACAAACAGCAUUUUGAGUUAUUAUCAAGUUUUCACAAACAGCUCCAAAGAUGACAUGAAGUGUAACUGCGCGAAUAAGACUUCCGACAUAAACUGCUUGUACUGCUACAUUGAUCAUGAUGAAUCCUACAACAUCUACCUGGCUGUUCAGGUCAUUGCUGAGGGCCUCAGAAUCUUACUCAAAUGUAACAAUCAAAGCUGUGAACGGACCACGUUUACUGCUAUUGAGCUUUUUCAUGUAAUCAGGAAGAUCAACAUCACUGUGAAUGACACAAAUAUCUACUUCGAUGAAAACGGAGAUCCCAGUCUGGGAUACGACAUAUUGUUUUGGAACACAUCUGCGUCCAAAGAAGGUGUUGAGAAAAUAAAAAUCGGAGAAUACUGGCCAAAUAAAAACAUUUCAUUUAACAAAGAUCUGUCACAAUGGAGAACCACUGAAAAUGUCUCUGUUUUUAACUGCUUCAAAACAUGUAAACCAGGAGAAAAAUUGGAAUUACAUUAUGGAAAAUGCUGCUAUAGAUGUGCUAACUGUUCACCUCAAGAGUCUUCUUAUGGAAAUGAUACUUUUUGCAGUCUAUGUGAAGAGAACGAGUUCUCACCAGCAAACCGCAGGUAUACAUGUGAGAAUAAAACUGAAGAGUUUCUUGAGUGGUCAGACCCCUUCUCCAUCAUUCUGGUCACGACAUCUGCUAUUGCAAUAAUUGCUACUGCAGUCAUUGCUAUCGUCAUUGGCUUCAACUGUGGGACUCCCAUUGUUAAGGCAAUUGGAGGUUCCCUGUGUUAUGUGGAGAUGGCCUCCUUGCUCCUCGGCUUUUGCACUACCUUCACCUUUAUAGGAAAACCCACACCAAAUUCCUGUGUAGGCAUUCCUCUGUUCGGUAUAAGUUUCUCCCUCUGUAUCUCCUGCAUUCUGGCCAACUUAAUUCAGAUCCUGCUAGGUUUUAGCUUUGACCCGAGGGUUUGCUCUAAGAUUAAGAAGCUUAAUCAUCCAGUAGCUGUGGUUGUCAUCAUCUCUGGUGUGCAGUUGGGUGUAUCCUUAGCUUGGCUAAUCGUUCUCCCACGUCUUCCUUCAAAGGACCAGAAAGAGUCCACAAUAUUGUACCAAUGUAACAUGUGCGAAAAGUCCAAAAAGUUUUUUGCUGCCACAAUAGUCUACAACUCUUUCUGGGGCGUUGUGUGUUUUAUCUUUGCAUUCAAAGGUAGAAAGCUACCAGACAUUUACAAAAAUGCCUCAUUGAUCACAGUGAGCAUGGUGCUGUUUUUAAUCAUAUGGAUUGUUUUCCUCCCAAUUUAUCUCACUUUGGAAGGAAAGUACAAACCGGCUAUAAGCAGUGCAGCCAUUUUGAUCUCAUGCUUCAGCAUCCUUGGCUGUCACUUGGCUCCCAAGUGUUACAUUAUGUUGUUCAGAAAAGAGAUUAAUAAUCAAAAUGCUAUCAGUGAAUAUAUUAGGAAACAUUAUGAGAGGAAGGACUUAUCCGUGAUUUCAUGAUCAUACUUGCUUGUCUUUGUUAAAGAUGAGCUGCAAAAUAAUAUAAUAGAAUCCAGACAUGAACUGUAUUCAAAGACAAAGUCAAACUUUUCUUCUCAUUGUUUGACAUUAAAUCAGACUAAAAGUUAGGUAAGCUAACUAGAAAACUUUACUAAAUAUCUAAAGUGAAAGAUGGAAAGAGGGUAAACCUAGUACUCUAUCGAUAUGGACUUAAAGGCCAUUCAGAGAGUAAAAAUCUAUCACAUCAUAUUGUAAUGCAUCAUGUUGUUGGGUGUUCUAUUGCAGGCAGAAUUGGUGCAUUUCACAAAAUAGAUGGAAUCAAAAGGAAUGAAAGUUAUGUGGAAAUAGUGAACGAACAUCUUAAAGCAGCAGCUAGAAAGUUUAAGAUUGUAACACAAAUGGAUCAUUCAAAUGGAUCUUCCCACUAAAUUAGUUACAAAUUAGGCCAUCUGUUAUUACACCUUUCAGUUUACUCUUCUAAACACACUUUAUUUUUAGCUAUACAAGGAUUUGCAUGAAAUAUGUAAAGGGAAAGCCACAUAUUUUUAAAAAAUCUUUUUGCAAAACUGCUGUUAUAAAUAUUAUAACUGCCAUGAUGUUUUCAGUCAAUGAUACAAAGAGCUAUUGCAGCCCAAGGCCAGUGAAAUUAAUUCUUAAUCAGAGCAAAUGGUGGCAAAACUAAAACACUGCUUUUCAUUAGCAGGACUAUUAUUAUUAUUUGUAUAUUUUAAUAUUAAUUUCUCUUGUACAGGGUUUUGUGAUUUUAUGUCUGUGAAAAGCAUUUUAUAAAUAUAAAUAUGCUUUUCCUACUUACUAAAAACUUAACUAACUAAUCCAAACUGAAGGAGAUGGAGAAUUCCUUGCAUGGCCAAAAAGCAAAAAAUACAUUUGCACCUUUAAAGUUGUAUAUAUUUUGUUGAGCAAACAAACUCUAUAAAACUGGGUUUGUGAUUUCAUGGCACGCUAACAACAUGGGAAAAAAUAAAAUGCAAAACCCGUGUGCAGAGUAAAUGUAUUUGUGGAAGCGUGCUUCCUCUUUCUGUAGAAUACCGUGUGCAGAAAGCUUGUAUUUGGCUAUCAAAUCGAGCUCACAUUAUCACUCGAAAAACAAAGCCAUAACAAUCUCCUCUUGUGGAAAGUAUUCCAGUCUGUCAUGCCUGAAAGGAUUCAGGUCAAAACAUGUUUAUUUAUGCUGGUGUUGGGAAUUUCGGGGAUCUGUUUCUAUUUAAAGGUAUUGCAAAUGAAUUCUGCUGAAAAUGACAGUUAAAUGCUAUAUUUACCCAAAAUAAUAUGAAGUUGGACUAAUUUCACACUUUCAUCUGUAUUGUAUUCCUUAUGCUAUCAAAUAUUUUUGCUAUUGGGAAUAAGGGCAUUGAUA
This is a messenger RNA of Xiphophorus maculatus (southern platyfish), 3967 nucleotides long. RefSeq names its product G-protein coupled receptor family C group 6 member A-like. Gene Ontology annotation, molecular function: G protein-coupled receptor activity. Gene Ontology annotation, cellular component: membrane. The transcript is spliced from 6 exons. Bases 1 to 2589 code for a protein of 862 amino acids. Gene Ontology annotation, biological process: G protein-coupled receptor signaling pathway. The record is from RefSeq and is a predicted model, not a curated record. Lineage: Eukaryota; Metazoa; Chordata; Actinopteri; Cyprinodontiformes; Poeciliidae.